This is a messenger RNA of Habropoda laboriosa, 3099 nucleotides long. RefSeq names its product guanine nucleotide-binding protein G(I)/G(S)/G(T) subunit beta-1 (gene Gbeta13F). Gene Ontology annotation, biological process: G protein-coupled receptor signaling pathway. Gene Ontology annotation, cellular component: heterotrimeric G-protein complex; cytoplasm. The coding region runs from base 987 to 1967 and encodes 326 amino acids. NCBI's taxonomy places the organism in Eukaryota, Metazoa, Arthropoda, Insecta, Hymenoptera, Apidae. The transcript has 7 exons. The record is from RefSeq and is a predicted model, not a curated record. Gene Ontology annotation, molecular function: protein binding; signaling receptor complex adaptor activity.
GCCGUGAAGCAGCAGCAGCAGCAGCAACAGCAGCUCCGCUUGCUUCGUACCAGUUUUUUAUCCAUGAAAACAAUCGCCUGAACGCUGUGUUGUUCGACUGGUUGGUAGAUACCGCGGUGAACGACGUGUAUUUCUUCGUCGGUUCCAGUUCACGCGGUGACGGUUAACCUUAAAAGAAGUGGCGGUCGCGGUGGUGUCGCGGCGAGAUAAUCCCGCGGUGGAACAGGACUCGUCCCGGUCGUUGAGGCGUCGUCUACCAGUGCGUUCGCUCUGAUUCUCGACGUAGUUCGAGACAGAGAGGUGUGAUAAAGAAAAGUGCAUAGUCAUCGAUGUGAGAAGUCGAGGCUAGGAGGAAGGCCCGCCGCAGCAGGAGGGAGAGAGAGAAAGAGAGAGAGAGAGAGAGAGAAAGUAAGAAAGAGAGAGAGAAAGAGUAAGAGCGAGGAGCUGUUCGUGGAUAGGAGAGGCCGAUACAUCGAGCCGGAAAUUUAGGCGACCGUAGCUCCGUUAGGGAGCUCCAGGGGUGGCAACGGUCUCGCUAGAAGGUGUCGAAGCUGGCGCGUGGGGCGGGAGAGUCAGCGGUGGUCUGGCUCUGGUUCCGGUGGUAGCGGCGGAAACGGAAGCCGCGACAACAGCAACAGAUCAGAGAGAAGGGCUGAGGGGAGAGGCUGUUGCUUACGAGGUUGGCUCGAGGAGGAGAUUAGAUUGUCUUGAGCUAGUUAUUCUUUCUACCCUUCCUGUUCCUGGCGGUGGUCAGCUUGAGAAUAUCCAUUGGCCGCCAGAAGAAACGUCGUCGGCGUGACACCGGGCCCCAGAUUACCUUCAUUGGAGAAGGAAACUGAGAUAGGAGUAACCUCGUUCCUCGAUAAAACAACCAGAUUUCUAGGCUUCGUUGGAGGUGUAUCACCUCCUCCUCCUCCGAGAGAGAGACAACCCUUUUCUCCGCCCUUCGCGGGUACUCACGCUUAGAGGAUCACUAGACAGGCAUCAUGAGCGAACUCGAAACCCUUCGUCAGGAGUCGGAAGCGCUGAGGAAUGCCAUUCGAACGUCGGGCAUGGAGCCUAUCGGUCGGAUACAGAUGCGCACGAGACGCACGCUCCGCGGUCACUUAGCCAAGAUUUACGCGAUGCACUGGGGCAGUGACUCAAGAAACUUGGUGUCAGCGUCGCAGGAUGGAAAACUGAUCGUCUGGGAUAGUUACACCACUAACAAAGUUCACGCGAUCCCUCUGCGCUCCUCGUGGGUGAUGACUUGUGCGUACGCGCCAUCAGGUAGUUACGUGGCCUGCGGUGGGCUGGAUAACAUUUGCUCCAUCUAUAGUCUUAAAACUAGGGAAGGAAACGUGAGGGUUAGCAGAGAGCUACCAGGUCACACUGGGUACUUGUCCUGCUGUCGAUUCUACGACGACAACCAGAUCGUCACUAGUUCUGGAGACAUGACUUGCGCCCUGUGGGACAUCGAGACUGGCCAACAAUGCACCUCCUUCAUUGGUCACACGGGCGAUGUAAUGUCCCUGUCCUUGGCGCCAGACACUCGCACAUUUGUAUCUGGCGCGUGUGACGCCAGUGCGAAACUGUGGGAUCUUCGCGAGGGAUCUUGCAAGCAAACCUUCCCGGGUCAUGAGAGCGACAUAAACGCGGUUACGUUCUUCCCGAAUGGAUACGCUUUCGCGACGGGUUCGGACGACGCAACCUGCAGACUUUUCGAUAUUAGGGCGGAUCAGGAACUGGCGAUGUACAGUCACGACAAUAUUAUCUGCGGUAUCACCAGCGUAGCGUUCAGCAAGAGCGGUAGAUUACUGCUGGCCGGUUACGACGACUUCAACUGUAACGUUUGGGAUUCCAUGAAGGCUGAGCGAGCUGGAAUACUCGCCGGUCACGAUAAUCGCGUGUCCUGCCUGGGCGUGACGGAGGACGGUAUGGCGGUAGGUACGGGCUCCUGGGACUCGUUCCUGCGUAUUUGGAACUAACUUGGGGUUAAUCCCAAGACGUUCCUCCAAAGAACCAACUGCAGCCAAUCAGCAUACAGUAUAAGCAUCAAGUACCACCACUUGGCCACCGAAGUCGGCAAGUCCGUAUCCUCGACGGAGGCGAAUUACUCACCUGAUUCGCCGGAGCUGACAUUGAUCAGAAAGUUUGGACAUCAGCUGGACAGCAGCAACAACAGCAACAGUAGCAAGAACCAGACCGGUAGAGAGAAGACCCAUGGCAGCAGCAGCAGCAGUAGCGGCAGCGAAUUUAAGAACGUUUUGGGUUGUGGUGGUAAAAAGGACUACCAGAGACGCGUCGUCGAUUUAACGUGGCGGCGUGGCAAGGUCGGCGAUAAAAUCACUCGCGAAUACCAGCGCUUCUAGUUUAUUCAGUAUCGUUUCGGUGUUCGGGUUUCUACUCGGAUUUUACGAAUGAUAUAUAACGGAUGAUGAUGAUGAUUAUUAAUUAUAAUAACACGAUCGAGAAAGAAGCGUGGGCGAAAGGAAGAGAUCUAUAUAUUUAAAAAAAAAAGAUAAGAACAAAAGAAAAAACCGACAGAACGGAGAGGAGCACCAAAAAAAAGGCUGACGGGGCCAAAUCUCUCCUUGUGUGUCGUAAGCAUACUUCCUUUUUCUCCUCCCCUUUCUCAAGGAUCACUUGGCGAACCUUCGAAGAGCACGUGCUGUUGAUAUAUAUACAUACACACACACACAUACACACCUUGAUAUAGCUUCUCCUCGAAGAUCUUCCCUGAAAUUCGAAGGUGUUGAUAACGAGAUCGAGAAUCGAUCACCUACGACGCUCCUUGCUCUCUCGAGGUGUAAACGUCAUUUGGAAGAAGCGAGUUUUAUUAUCACCAACAGAAACGAAAACAAAAAAGAAUUUUCCAAAACAAAACAAAACAGACGAAAUGGUUCCGAGAGCGUUCACACUGCCGAUGAAGCGCCGACGUGGCUGCUCCGGCGGUUGAUGUUUACAUAUUUUUUUUUCCCCCCUCGACACGCACGAAGCAUUAGUCGUACCAGGCGAGAACACGAGAGACGUGGGAAAGAACGAGAAAGUUGCUGAAUAAAGAAGAAGAAACGGUCGCUCGUGCGCAGCACAAAUGCAACAAAGAAAGAAAGAAAGAAA